This is a messenger RNA of Fopius arisanus, 1282 nucleotides long. Its product is annotated as mediator of RNA polymerase II transcription subunit 30. Bases 100 to 1197 code for a protein of 365 amino acids. The transcript has 5 exons. Gene Ontology annotation, cellular component: mediator complex. Lineage: Eukaryota; Metazoa; Arthropoda; Insecta; Hymenoptera; Braconidae. Gene Ontology annotation, biological process: positive regulation of DNA-templated transcription. Gene Ontology annotation, molecular function: transcription coregulator activity. The record is from RefSeq and is a predicted model, not a curated record.
UGUACAUACACUUGGCGAAAAGCUAACCUCCAAGUUUUUUUAAACUGUCACAGUGAUUAAUUCUAAAUAAUAAUUAUUCUACUUAAUUUUUUUAAGAAAAUGAAUCCACAACACACAGGAAUGGUGAAUCCACAACAAUUUGGAGUCGGUGGAAAUCAAAUGAACAUGUGGAAUGCUCAACAAGUACUGGCUCAACAGCAACAACAACAGCAACAACAACAACAGCUCGCUGCUCAACAAUCAGUAACGAUGCAGCAACAAUUGCAACAAAUGCAAGUCCAACAAGCCCAACAUUUACAGUUUCAGCAACAACAACAACAGCAGCAGCAGCAGCAGCAGCAGCAGCAGCAGCAGCAGCAGCAGCAGCAGCAGCAGCAGCAGCAACAACAACAACCACAACCACAACCACAACCACAACCACAACCACAACCACAACCACAACCACAACCACAACCACAACCACAACAACAACAACAACAACAACAGCCAUUACAAAUUCAGCAGCAACAACACCCACAACAGCAGCAACAACAACAGCAACAACAACAACAACAGCCGCAGCAACCGCAAACAACAAGCCAGAUUGGUCAGACAAAUACCGGAGUAAGUCAAGUGCAGACACCGCAGACACCAGUACCAUCAAAUACCCAACAGCAGGGAGGACAACAGCAACCAGGACCAACGACUCAGUCUCAGUCCGGACCGCAACAGCCACAACAACCACAGAAUAAAGAAUUCAAUACAGUCAGUUUAUGCAAAUAUGGACAAGAAACUGUUCAAGAUAUUGUUAGUAGGGCGUUGGAAGUUUUUCAAACUCUGAAAUUGCUUCAGGCACCAAUUGCGACAUCCCAAGGUUCCACCGCUGCCACAGAUAAAAAACUGAAAGUUCAGGACCAAUUGAGAAUGAUUAGACUGUUAUUUCGCAGAUUGAAAUUGAUUUAUGAGAAGUGCAACGAAAAUUGUCAACUUCAGGGAAUGGAAUAUACUCAUAUCGAGAGUUUAAUACCUUUGAAAGAAGAGUGGGAUAUGAAAUCUGAGGAAAAGAAGACCUCUGAAGCCUACAGAUUAACCUGUAUGGAGAGUAAAGAUGCAAUGGAGCAGGUGAUUGCUAAGAAUCGUCAUUUGAAAGAUAUAAUCGAUAAUUUAAGACGAAUUAUAUCUGAAAUAAAUACAAUGCUGAACAUGCGAAGAUCCUAAUGAACAAUUAUCUAUAAAUAUAUUUAUUAUUCGAAAAAAAAUAUACAUGAUUUUGUAUUAAACAAUUGAAUGGAAUUUUGUAAAA